Messenger RNA from Drosophila busckii, 259 nucleotides. RefSeq names its product 40S ribosomal protein S28 (gene RpS28-like). Gene Ontology annotation, molecular function: structural constituent of ribosome. The transcript is spliced from 2 exons. Lineage: Eukaryota; Metazoa; Arthropoda; Insecta; Diptera; Drosophilidae. Gene Ontology annotation, cellular component: ribosome; cytosolic small ribosomal subunit. Gene Ontology annotation, biological process: ribosomal small subunit assembly; translation; maturation of SSU-rRNA. The record is from RefSeq and is a predicted model, not a curated record. The coding region runs from base 41 to 229 and encodes 62 amino acids.
UUGCCUUGACUUUUAAGUAAAGUUAAUCCCAACCAUUAAAAUGGAGACCCCAAGAGUUCCUGCACGUGUUAUCAAAGUGCUAGGACGCGUUGGAGCUCGCGGUCUGCUUACUGAGGUUCGAUUAGAGCUGUUAAAAUUUCCACGAAGUCAGAUAUUACGAGCUGUAAAAGGUCCAGUGCACUUAGGUGAUAUAAUUCAUAUUGAUACAUCAGACUUUUGGCGUCUUUAGCAAUUAUUUGCUCUCUAAAUGUCGAUCAAA